This is a messenger RNA of Pelobates cultripes (western spadefoot toad), 31154 nucleotides long. The record is from the annotation of a GenBank genome assembly. NCBI's taxonomy places the organism in Eukaryota, Metazoa, Chordata, Amphibia, Anura, Pelobatidae.
CAGAGUCAACGAGGGUAUAAAAGCCUAUGAAGAGUCCAUGAAGGAACAGAAAAAGAGGGUUCCUACACCCCCUGAACCCCAAUUACCCUCAACUGUGAGUGUCAGUGUAUUAUUAUUUGAUGCAUUUUAUUAUAAGCAGACUAUAACCAUUUUUUACACCAUUUCUUGUCUUUUAAAUAGGAAUUGUAAUUGCUCUGGAAAUUUCAUUAUUGAAUAUAACAUUGCAAAUAACUUACAGUUGUGUUAACCCUUUUUCAUUUAAUAAAAGGAGUGAGACAGCGCUAAAUAACUUUGGCAGCAACCUUAAAAAGGGAAUCCCUCAAACCCUAUAAAACAAGAUAAAAAUAAAAACAGUAAAAGGCUGCGCACAUUAAGUAGAGUCCAAUACAAGGAGAAGAGAGAAAAGUCCAACUGGUAUAUUCUUACAGGUAUCCUUGGUUGGUGGGGUCUUCUAUUUAUGUAGUGGGUUCACUCGUUUAUGGAAAAUAAAAAGAGGAAAAAAAAGGACAUCCAAUGGUAUAGUAUGUAAAAUUCAGAUAUAGACGUAAAAUUGAUAGUAUAAAACUCACAUUUACCAGAGCUAAUGUCCAGCUCUGGAGUAAAGCGCGUACAGCGGUUUAAUCCCUGCUUAUGGGAUAUAGGCAGGUUCUUCUCCGUGGAUGGUAUCCAAUUCUCGGGAUAAAAUAAAAUAAACAGCCAAUAGUGCUCACUGUAUGGCAAAUAAUAACAAGAUAAUAAAAGAAAUGUACUUACAAAGAAAGAGCAGACCCACUGCUCUUUGAUGAUAGCUUGGGUGGAUUGAUCCCCACCUACGGAUUUCUUUGGGUACAGGAAACUUCCAGGAAUUUUUAGGUUUCUUUUAAAACCAUAAAAAUAUUUAAAAUAACAAUAAAAAAGGCCAGGGUAAAAAAGAAUGAUAUGUGUCUAUAAAAAAGAUAAUUGGCACAAGCAAAUGACCAAAAAUACUUUAAUAUAUAUAAAAACACAAUUUAAAUAUCCAUAACGCGUUUUGUCACAAAGGGACUUUAUCAAAUGGAAUAACAUGAUUAACCUGGCACAUAGAUGUUAUAUAAGAGCAUAAUUGUUUGAAUUUUGGCGCCAAAACUUAGUUUGACCAAUCAGAAUUAAAAACACUUAUACAACUUUAAAAUACAUCAUAACUUAUUUAGCACAUAGUUUUUGGUAAUACAACUUCAUUAAAUUAUAUAUACAAUUAAAACGAAGGUAUGAAAGUGUAAUUUAAGAUAGUUUAAAAAAAUCACGUGACCGGCGGCACUAAAUAAGUUAUGAUGUAUUUUAAAGUUGUAUAAGUGUUUUUAAUUCUGAUUGGUCAAACUAAGUUUUGGCGCCAAAAUUCAAACAAUUAUGCUCUUAUAUAACAUCUAUGUGCCAGGUUAAUCAUGUUAUUCCAUUUGAUAAAGUCCCUUUGUGACGAAACGCGUUAUGGAUAUUUAAAUUGUGUUUUCAUAUAUAUAUAUAUUUUUUUUUUUAAAUUCUUUAUUUUUUCACUCAAUAGACACAGCAAGUGUACAUGUUUUCAUAUAUAUUAAAGUAUUUUUGGUCAUUUGUUUGUGCCAAUUAUCUUUUUUAUAGACACAUAUCAUUCUUAUUUUACCCUGGCCUUUUUUUAUUGUUAUUUUAAUUUUUUAUGGUUUUAAAAGAAACCUAAAAAUUCCUGGAAGUUUCCUGUACCCAAAGAAAUCCGUAGGUGGGGAUCAAUCCACCCAAGCUAUCAUCAGAGAGCAGUGGGUCUGCUCUUUCUUUGUAAGUACAUUUCUUUUAUUAUUUUAUUAUUAUUUGCCAUACAGUGUGCACUAUUGGCUGUUUGUUUUAUUUUAUCCCGAGAAUUGGAUACCAUCCACGGAGAAGAACCUGCCUAUAUCCCAUAAGCGGGGAUUAAAACCGCUGUACGCGCUUUACUCCAGAGCUGGACAUUAGCUCUGGUAAAUGUGAGUUUUAUACUAUCAAUUUUACGUCUAUAUCUGAAUUUUACAUACUAUACCAUUGGAUGUCCUUUUUUUUCCUCUUUUUAUUUUCCAUAAACGAGUGAAACCACUACAUAAAUAGAAGACCCCACCAACCAAGGAUACCUGUAAGAAUAUACCAGUUGGACUUUUCUCUCUUCUCCUUGUAUUGGACUCUACUUAAUGUGCGCAGCCUUUUACUGUUUUUAUUUUUACUUUUUCAUUUAAUGUAGCACAAAAGCAGGGUCGGCUCUAGACUUUGCGAGGCCUUAGGCGAAACUCAAACAUGAAGCACCCACUAACCUCAUUAGUGAAAGAAAUAGUGCCAUAGUUAGGGGGUGACAUGGGGCAGAGUGUGGGGGGGUGACAUUGGGCAUAGUGUUGAAGGGGGUGACAUUGGGCAUAGUGUUGAAGGGGGUGACAGGUGGGAGGUUGUGACAGAUGGCAGAGUUAGGGUGGGUGACGGGUGGCAGAGUUAGGGUGGGUGACGGGUGGCAGAGUUAGGGUGGGUGACGGGUGGCAGAGUUAGGGGAGGUGACGGGUGGCAGGGUUAGGGAGGUAACAGGUGGCAGAGUUAGGGGGGUGACAGAGUAAGGGGGAUGGCAGAGUUAUGGGGGGCUGGCAAGGGGGCAGUGUUGGGGAGAGAAAUACCUUGCUCCCUGGUGGUCCGGUGGGCUUUCUAGUCGGUCUGCAGCUCCACCGGGUGUAAGCUGUAGACCAUCUCCAGAAGUCUGUGGUAACUCGCGGCAACGCUCUGAUUGGUUGGGGGUCGCAAGACACUUCAGCCUGCAGCUCACACCCUGUGGAGCUGCACACUGAAGGCUGGCUCUCUGGGCAGACGGGAGGAGCCUCGCACCCGGCGGCACACAGAGCAAGCCACCAGGCCCCCUCCCGAUGCCGGGUCCUCGAUCAUGGACCGAGGACCCAACAAAUCACUUGGCCCCCUAGGUGAUUUAGGCGGCCACAAGGCCCCAGCCAGAGCGAGGCCUUAGGAGGCCGCCUAAAGCGCCUAAUAAGAGGGCCGCCUCUGCAUAAAAGUGUCCUUGAAAUGUGUAUGAAACAACAAAGAAGAGGUAAUGGAAACUAAUAGUGCAGUAAGUUUGGAUAUUUUGAUAUUAGAGGAGGUAGAUAACAUAUUACACUCACACUUUUAAGGAACUUAAGUCCAGUUCCAAUUUAAAUGCCUUGGUUGAAUGAUCCCCGCCUAUGGAUAUAUUGUGAUAUAGUUCCAAUAAGCUUUCUAAAUGAUAAUGGUUGUUCUCGUGAAAACAUAAAAAAAGAAAUAAAAUAGUAUAGUGCAGUAUGUCAGACACACUGGAGAAAGAAAGUAAAAAUGUGCACUCACUCAAUAUUACUCACAUGGGAUAGAGCAAAAUAAGGUUUGCUUAAUCCAACAGGUAUAGGUGGUAUUAUCCCUACCAGGGGUGUGGAGUCCAGGAGUCUAACAGUAACAAAUCAGGUCCAGAUGAGAAAGUACUUUACAUUAAAAUUAAAUAAAGACGGGGCUUGGCCAGCUGUCUAACGAGGAAGACACGUUCUUGUGCAGCUCCGAUAUAGAGACCAGAAACCCGCAAACAGGACCCUCCAAACGCAACAAAUACAGCCCCCACACAGUAACGGACAUGGGGCGAAAAAACAAGAAAUUUCGCCUUCCGUAACCGCUUAAAACAACCAAGAUUCGGCUUUCCCUUACGAGGCCUAAUCUGGCGGCACCAACCAAAAUGGCGCCCACCGCACCCAGCGAGGAGGAAGCCUCGGAUGUCUCCCAGGAGGUCAGAGACAGCCCCACCUCAUCUCAGGUAGAAGACGGAGCCCAGUGUCAGGCAUCUGAAUCGGAGGAAGACUCAUCCCCAGUCACAAAGAGGGAUAUUAGAGAUCUCCUAGAGGAAAUGAGGGGGGGGGGGUUGUGGAGGGCAGACUUGCAGACCACAAGGAAGGAGAUGGGGGUCAUCCAGAAGAGGCUCACUGAAGUUGAAGCCAGAGAAAGCGCCAGAGACGCCCAGCAACAGAUCUCCAGUGACGCUGUGCAGUGUCUACGCUCACAGGUCCAGCAGUUCAAGAGGACGGUCACAACGCUGGAGGUCCGCCACAGAAGGUGAAACAUUUGCAUCAGAGGCUUACUAGAGACAGUUGGGGAAGAUGCCCUUUUGAGGUACAUAUCCCGCCUUCUCACCAGAAUGGAAAUAAGGUUGCACACCGAGCCAGACAAAAUAGUAACCGCAUUUAGAAUACGCAAAGCCGCCACAGCGCCAGCAGAAUCCCCAAGAGACGUCAUAGCGGUCACGAAAGAUAUACAAACCCACUCAGCGAUCAUGGCUCGCUCCCGAGAAAUAGGAAGCGUUCAAUUCGAAGGCAAUACAGUGUCCCUCUAUGGAGACCUCCCGUUCGCAGCCCUGGUGGAGCGGAGACCACUAGCACCAGUGGCUAAACAAUUGAGAGCGGAGGCAGUCAAAUACCGGUGGGGGGCAGAUGAAUCCCUAACAGCAAUGAAGGGAGACCGGACAUUCACACUCACUUCCACGGACGACCAGGCGCAAUUUCUCCACCAGCUGAGAAAGCAAGAGGCGGAAAACAAAGAAACCCAGAGAAGCCGACACUUGGAAGCAAAGACACACACACAGCAAACCAGGGCCAACAAAGAGUCACCACACUUCAGCAUCACUGAGGAGACAAACCCUCACCUGAGCGGCUUACCACAGCACUCACUCAGAGGACCACCAAAUCCCAGGUGACGGCGAGUAUAUACGCAGCACCACACUGAUAGGGAAAACCAUCAACCAAGUUAUAUGCCCCAGAAAUCCAAUUCCAGAUGUUAUACCAUUUUAGCUAAAGUUAGAGACUUUCCUCUCCCUAAUGUUUAGCUUACAGAGAGCAUAAUGUUGGAGACCCCACAAACACCCCUAAAAAUGGGACUGUCUGCAUUAAUACAGGCCUGAGACGGGCCGUAACAUGGGGUCACAAGGGACCUGAGGUUACAGAGUAACAAACAAUAGACGCUUUACCAACGAUGCCACGGACUAACUGUUACAAAAACGCUGUUUUGUUGCUUUUUACAUUUCCCAUACUAUGACACUGUUGUAUUUUGAGUACUAAACCUCUAAUAAAAUAUAAAUUAUAUAUAAAAAAAAAAUAAAUUAAAAAGACUAUAAAAUAAUGCUUAAAAGUAGGUAAAUACGGGGGCAGAGCCUGUAAGCCAACCUGACAGGACGCCAUCUGCUCCAAAGCAAAACCUGCGGAUUCUACGAAUAUCAGCCAGCCUGAGCCUAAUCCAAGUCCGAAACCUACAUCGCCUGAUCCAGCGAGUUGGCUGUUAUCGAUUUAAUGCCUUUUUUUUGCCUCCGAGAAACGACCCCAAAGGAGACGCAGGUCUCGGGCCUCCUGCAUGCCAACGAUCCCGGACCUGGGAGAUAUCUGGGAAGAUACUGUUGCAAGAGGGGUCCAGUCUGCAGUCGUCUCAACACCGGCUCCACCCCAACGGUACUCACACCGACAAUGGGCCGACGCUCUCAAAAACUCCACGCCGCAACUGAGGGCAGGUAUAUUGGAGAGAUGCUUCAGCGGCCUACUCCACACAAGCCCACGCCCGCGGAAGUUCCGCAAGCAGACGCACCCUAACACAACCCGGGAACAACAGGGACAGGAAAUCCCUCAGCCUUUCCCACAGGACUCCUCAGGCGACUCAGCCCCGACAACCAAAACUAGACCUGAAACUCCUGUGGGCAGAGAUCCAUAAACUGCUGGCCGCUAAAUCCACCCUCAUAAAAACGGAGAUGCACGCGGUUACAGAACGGGUGAGAACCACAGAGGAUGAAAUGGUAGAAGUGCAGACCCACCUAUCUAAAUUGGAUGUGUAACGGAUCACCUGGCACCCCGACUGGGUACCUCCGUUAAAGGAUGCUCCUAGCACUUCCUGAGGACUCCAAGCACUGCAGCAGACACCAAAACCACCGAACCGUAGGAGCAUAUGAAUGCUCUCAAGCAUAUGAAUGUUGUAUACAGCCGAAUAGGUUUACACUCCUAGCAGUCAAACUGGAACAGAAUACAAUAAAUCCUCCCCCAGUAAUGAGACGACACUUCACUUUGAGGGUUAAGCAGGAACUGACUGGACUGGCACAUACAGCCUCUUUUAUUCCCAAUCCACAAACUUAGUACUGCCCACAGGGUUUUACAGAACAACCAAUAACACACGUACAUUACAGAAAGACACUCCCACACAAAAUCCUCCCCUCUGCCUGUGAUACAAUUACCUUACACAAUCUAAUUAUCACAGACAGAGAAAUACAGUUUCAUAAAACACAUCACAGGGACCCCAAAACAUGCAAUAACCCCAUAAAAGUAUAUCCUUGGAACCGGGGGAUCUGGGUGAACCACAUAUCCAAAAUUCACCCAGAUCCGUUCAGUACUUUGGAAGAUACAGUUUAAUGCAGAUUCUGCAGACCAUAUACAGGCUAAAUGAAAAACAAUCACUGUAUAAUGUGUCCCCUGCUGUAUAGUCCAAAACCACUGCACGCUGUCUUUGUGCACCAAAUACUAGCGAGAUGGCACCGUGUUGAAAAGUCCAAACAGUGUCUGAGAGUUAAAAUGGCCGCCAUCCAUUGUUCUCACCAUGUGCUUCAUCCAUUGUUCUCACCAUGUGCCUCUGAUACAGAAAUUGGUGGCCACCCAGUAACUCCACAGUAUGUUCCCAGAUGGUUCUUAAAGGGCCAGCAGCAGCACAACACAAAUCCCUUAUGCCCAAAUCAUGUCUUUAAAGGGCAAUACAUCCCAGGGGCCUUAGUCACAUGGCAGGAGGCUGGCAAUCAGUCUUCUCCAAUGCCCAGUGGCGAGGUCGGUUUCGCCACAGGAUGAAUCUAUGCUGCAGAUCCAGACUAUUCAGCAAACUUUGCCAAUGAAGUACCCAUAUCAAGAUAAGGGGUAUCGCAGCUACAAUCACGGCGGAGGCACUGCUGCAUUAUGUCCGCCGACAAUCCUGAUUCACACGUUGGCGAAAAAAAUCACCAUAGACAGAGUCUACCGUCUCUCACCAGUACUACACCACUCAAGCCUACACUGGCUCGCGAUGUAAUCUUCAGAUGUCUUACCAUUCCAGACAAAAUCCAGAUCAUGUUGGCUCUUAGAGGCAAGACACCCCUGGCGUUUGAAAACUCCACUCUCACGUUCUACCAAGAUCUCACAAAGACCACCCUCCUACAAUGCAAAGGCUUUUGGAACUGUCACUGCCCAGCUGCAUGCGGCCAACAUGGCCUACAAGUGGGGAGAAAACCGCUCUGUUAUAGUCCACCACUUAGUAAUGUUACUAGAAGAAAAGGCACAUUUGCAUUUUGAAGGUUUUUUGUUUUCUAUACCAUAAACAAAAAUCAGUAAAAAUUGCUUUUAACCCCUUAAGGACACAUGACAUGUGUGACAUGUCAUGAUUCCCUUUUAUUCCAGAAGUUUGGUCCUUAAGGGGUUAAAUUGGCUCAAAUUUUGUACGUUUCUAACCCGAUUAAUUUCUUGCUUCCCUUACAGAUGAACAGUGAGCAGAGAAAACGCAGAGUGAGUAUUUUACAUAUCUUUUCCUGGAAUUCUAAUUUGAUAUCUGUAGAAAUUGUUACUUUAUUUCAUUUGUUACUAAAUAGAAUGACACAAAAUUAUUGAAUAAUUGAAAUCAAAGAAAGUUGCCAGUGAAAAUGUGUCUAAAUCUGCUUUUAUAGCUUACUGUAUAUAGAUCAACUACUAAUCCUGGGUUUCUCAAGCCAAGUUAGUUGCCAAUUUAUCUGUUAAAUUGCACACUCUAAGAUUAUCAGUGAAUCGUGUCUGGAAAUGUAGUUUGGAAUCUAUGCACCAAUGCAAAAUUACUCCCAACCCCCUUAAACGGUAAGGAAUGUUCUUUUAGCUCCUUUAUAAAAAAAAAUUCUGAUGUGGCUUUUAAAAUUAGUUGUUGUUUCUACUGUCUCUCGUAGAACACUGUUUAACUGAAUAACUGUUUCCUUGUUUAGCUGAAUUACCUCUACAUGAAGAACUGUGUAGAGAGCAGCCCUGUGGUGCCUAUCCAGAAGCACUGGCUAAACUCUAUACUCUCCCAUGUACCAGCAUCACUGCAGCAGGGGAAAGACCGGGAGGAUCUGGUUAAAGAACUGCUAGAGGAAGUUUCACAUGACUUUGAAAAGAGCAUGAAGAGACACCUGGGUAUGUGGGCUUGCAAUAACUUCUAGCACUGCAUGCAUACCACCCAAAAUUUAAUAUCUGAAGAGAGAAAAUUUCAUUUUAGGGGGUAUGGCUAACUUGGAACAUUUUUUUUUUUCUUCUUUCAAUUCUGUAUUUUAUAUUUUCGAUAAUUACAAACAAACAGUUGAAAAAGAGCAAUAUGAAGUAGAACCAUAGUAUGUAAGCAGAAUAAAGGCUUGUUGUUCAAUGAGUAAUACAAGGUUGCAGAUGACAAGGUCUUUAUAACAUUAGCAACCCAGAACGUAGGGAUGUUAAAUUGUCCAUUAGCCAAAGCUCCUCUAGGGGAAUUAAGCCUGGCCCUGACCAUAGGUACAGUAGUUUUAAAAAUAAACCAGACAACUAUGUUGAGUAAAUGUGGCAAGUAGGAGAAAUCUGUUGUGAUGUAGAUCUAUUGUUUUGUGCUUGUGUAAAUACUGGAGGUGAAUGUAGAAGUGAAUAAGCCUAUAUCCCACAAAGUAUGGAUAUAUGUUUUUAAUUAACGGUUAACCUAGGACAUUUUAAAUAACUGAAUAUAUAAUUUAUAAGAAGACCAAAGUAUUUAUUUAAACAAACUAAUUUCUCAACAAAUUAACUGUAUUGUAAAGGCACUUUACUGUUUGUUUUGUUUUUUGCUUUGAUACAGUUGUACAGCAAAGCUAUUUUAUUUAUGUUUGAGUCCUAUGAACGAUAAUGGCUUUGUUUUAAGCAAACGUGUGGAACAGCAUACAGUCAAUGUUUCAACCCCAGUACCUUGACAUAUUGAGAAAAGCCUGGUAAUGACAAAAGACAGACAGGGUUAUUUACUAAAUUUCAAAUGUUUGCAAGUGAAAAUCCAAAUUAGCACAGUUCAGGCUAAUACUGUUAUUAUAGCUUGUGAUGAUAUGACCCUUGCGUCUCUGGCACUGAAAGUGUACCAGUUCAGGCCUGCUAUCGUCCCUGGGUUUCUUUUACCUAACCUGUACUGUACUAUUUGGGAGUUUGGAUCACCAAAAGUAUGGAUAGGUUGAUGGAAGACAAUUUUUUAUUUCUUUUGAAAGUAAAAAAAAUCAGUUACUUAAAGGACCACUAUAGGCACCCAGACCACUUCAGCUUAAUGAAGUGGGCUGGGUGCCAGGUCCAUCUAGGUAUAACCCUUUUUGUUGUAAACAUAGCAGUUUCAGAGAGGGUUGGUACAAAAUUGAAAUGGAGGCAGUAGGUCUGAAGAACUCCGACGGUGUUAUCUGGAACACUAAAAAAAUCGAAACAAUGGGACUUGAUUUUAAAAAUAACAAAAUACUGGAUCAAGUGCUCCCUGUAUGGGAAGAGAUUAAAAGAAAAAUAGGGAUUAAAUAUGCAAUGUUAGACUCUUUAACGCUUGAUGUAAUAGAAGCAAAUAUAAACAAUAUAUCUCUUUCUAGAUGGAGAGAGCGAGGUAUCCAUAAGGUGUCCCAAAUGUUAUAUCAAGAUAAUCUGAUGCAAUUUGAAACUCUAGUCCAACAAUUCCAAUUACCUAACUUUGAAAUUUUUUCAUAUCUCAGAGUCAAGUAUUUUUUACAAAAACAUCUAACUCUAGCUACUAAAAAUGUCCCAAAGACACUAAAAUAUAUUUUUUCAAAUGAGGUAGUUCCUAAGGUUUUAGCAAAAGCAAUAGAUGUAAUCAGAAGAAUAAAUCACUCAGACAGCCUGCCCCCAGAAGAAAGUAUGAGAAAAAGAUUUUUUAAUUGCGUCUUAGAUCAUCGAGAAUGGUGUAAAGCUCUCAAUAUUACUCUGUGGCAAACCUAGCCACUUCAGACUAUUUUAUAUGUCUAAGGGUUGUCCUAGAAAAGCUGGUUAACUGAUGUGAUUUUGUGUAUUCGCUUAUAAAUGUGAUAGAGGGCAUUCGUAUGCUAGUGGCACGAAAGCCGCUAGCAUUCAUAUGGUAGUUUCACGAACAGUGACUUUCAACACUGUUCGUGAAACGAACAAAGUACCGAAUGGGAGCCCACACACAGGGGCAACAAUGUAUCUAUCGGCUGCUAAUUGAUUCCCAGGGUGGCCGUCGUUCGGAUACCGACCACGCGGUGGUGGCCAUCUUGGAUUCCCUUUUAGCCCAGCAGUGUUUGGUUGUCGAGUGCCUGGAACUAAAAUCGGCUACUCAACGCCACGAACACCGCUGGACUUUCAGGCCGUUCGGGAGCGCCCGUCUUUCGGUACUUUCUCCCAACCUAUGCAUUCGGGACUUUUCUGAAGAGUUGAUGUAAAAUGUAUUUUGUGCGGCGUUCGGUUAAUUGUGCUGGGAUCUGAGUGGUACUUUCACAAAGUAUGCACUCAGACCCCAGCUAUCUGCCGAUCGGUCAUUCGGUACAUUGGCACGAAUAAAGUAUAAGUUACAGAUUUUUAUAUGAAUAGCCGGUUCUGCUGUACGGAGGGAUAAUUCACUUAGCAGGAUAUUCUUGUGGGAGUAUCCCUCUCGUAUAGCAGGGCAUGGUGGGAAAAAUGUCCUGUAUGUUCAGUUCCCCAUGUAGUCCUCUACUGUACAACCCCUGUAAAGUGAUUAAGGAAACCCCUUGCACGGGGAACCACAUAAAUACUGAAGCUUGUGAAUAAAAACCUCAGUUGACUCCCAGAACUGUGUUUCGUCCGGUUACUGGGGGGAUUUGGGAUAUUGCCUUCCAUUUCAGUGCUUUCCUUGGAUUACUUUCUUUACCAGCGGAGAUAUUGGGAUUUAAUAUUGCAGCUCCGCUACAUACUCGUAAACAAGUACAAUGCUUGAACUUGGUUAAAACCCGCUAUAAAUUUAUAAACCGGUGGUACCUGGUCCCACAUAGAAUAGCACAGGUGUAUCAGAAUUUCUGUAAUAUAUGCUGGCGAUGUGGCCUCAAAGAAGGUACCUACCUCCAUAUAUUCAGAAAGCAUUAGACCUACUCUUUAAAUAUAUUUUGGAUAAGACAGAGGUAAUAUCAGAGCAGAAACCUGAAGUCGCACUGUUACAUAUGCACUGGCCAAACAUCUCACAAAAUAAUGAGAGCUAUAUUAUACAUUGGUUCAUUGCAUAUAAGAUCAUACUUGCACGCAAAUGGAAGAAUUACCAUGGGAGCUAAUUAAAGCUCAAUUGCUCUUACAGAUAAAGAUGGACAGAGAUUUAAUCAUCCUGUUCCUGAAUGCCCCAAAAAGACAGGCUUUGUGGCAAGCAUGGCUAACAAAAACACAACAGGCCUGAGUUCAAAAUAGAUAUUAUUACCAAGACUUUAAACUACGCAACCUGAACCAAGACCUACUACAAACACACCGACGGCCAAGACAUAGAACAAAUGGCCACUGCAGUCAGAUAACACCAGACGAGAGUUGCGAAACCACACGAUCUGCGCGCCACACACAUCCACAGCCCAAACACAGACCUUUUUGAUCUACCCCAAAACCCACAGAACAACACCACAUCCACGCACACAGGUGAACCCACCUCAACGCGACGACACCAAGACACACAGACAGUGACUCAGACACACAAACCGGAACCACAAAGACGCAACAUUAGAGGCAGACACACAGAGCUCCAGAAUAAAGCAACACUACAUAGACAUAACCAUGGAAACACGCAAUAGAGGUGACACAGACUUACCGCAGAAGGUUUCACCAUCACCAGCAGAGGGAAAGGACACGAAACAUACAAAACAAAUACAACCCCAAUAUGCACGAGCAGGUAGCCACGAGACACACUAGAACUCAGGGAUACAGACAAAAGACUAGAACGCGUAAACACCAACACAUGUUCGCAAGAUGGGCCUUCACUGCAGUUUACGGCAACAGGGAUAAAUACGCAAACACAGGCAUCUCAGAAGAAAACAGUGUAUUAUUAACGAACCACACUAACACCAUUUAAUGAGCCGAUAGCUGAACACAUGAUACCAACUGCCACCCCAAAUAGCCACUACAUACCUGACAACAACGCCCUAACAACGCAAUACCAAGCAAGCUCACCACCUUUUGCAUGUCUAGCCCUGCAAGGCCUAUAAAUGUCUAAUAUUUGUCAUUGCGUGUUUAUUUUGACUUAUACGCCUCUGCGCAGGCAACUAUGUGUUACUCUGAGUUAACUGGAAUAUGUCGGCCUCACAUUAUAUACACUUUCAAUGUGCACGCCUCUGCGUAGGCAACUAUAUGCAUGAAUGAUACCAAGUUCAAUACCCGUGUUUAUAUUGCUGACAAUAAACAUAUUUAAAACAAAAUAGAUAUUAUUGCCUGCAAUCAGCAUGAUCUGAACAUCUUUAUACCCCUCUCAACUUUGCAGAAACUUUGUGGUCUUAUUUUUUUCUUCUUCGAUAUUUGUAUUUGUAUAUAUUGAUGUAAUAACCCGUGAGGAAUAUGACACAUUUAUUAUUGGAGGCAUAAUGUGGUGUUGUGUUGAUAUAUGUGUCGUGGUUUUGUCUUUUUUUUUUUUUUUUUAUGUCUAUAUUUAAAAAAAAAUAAUAAAAGAAUUUAUAAAAAAAAAAUUAUUAAACAAAAUUUGCAAUAAAGAAAGUGUAAACAUUAGAUUACUCUUUAUAGGAAGGAUUUAGGAAGGCUGUGUAAGUCACAUGCAGGGAGGUGUGACUAGAGCUGUAUAAACAAAGUGAUUUAACUUGUAAAUGACAGAGAAUUGAGCAGUGAGACUGCAGGGACAUAAUCCAUACACCCAAACUGCUUCAUUAAGCUAAAGUUGCUUUGGUGACUAUAGUGUCCCCUUAAGUAUCAAUCUCUCAAUAAAAAUCCUGUUUGUCUGCUCUGCUACCUGACAGGUAAUUGGAACUGGUAAUGAAGUGCUAGGAAUGGAAAUUGUACAUUUUCUGCCAAGUGCUUAUAAUGAAAUUUAUAUCUUAUUAUUUUAAUUUUCUUAAGUGAAAAGUGUGCUAGUCAAGCCAGAGGUGAAAGGACUUGAAGCAGAAGACUCCAGACCAUUACCGGAGUCCCCUGUGUGAGUAUGUUUGCUUGUGUUGGGAGCGAGACCCUGGAAAAUGUUUGUUCUAAUAAAAUAUCUAAAAUAAACCUAGAUUCGAACAAACUGUUGAUCACAAGAUUAGCAAAAUUAGCUUACAGUGACUUUCCACUGAACUUGCUAUUCUCAUGUAUAAUAAAGGCAAAUCUGGUUGAAAUUAAAAGUUAUUUCAACCUACUGAGCACAUCUCUUUUGCUACCAUAAUGUGUCUGCGUUAAAAUCUUUUAUUCUCUGAGAUCAAAGACAGGCUGGGUAUCAAAGACUGUUUUACUCAGGCUACACCCAUCAAAAUUCUUAAAUUUUACAUGCAGGAUUUGUCCAGCUUGAACAAUAAUGGUAUAGGUACCUUAAGAGAUAUUAAGUUAGAUGAGGGUAGCCUGCAAUUUGGCGUUUUACAAGCCAAAUUUCACCUAAACCCUUACCUUUUACCGUAGAAUUUAUUUUAUUAAGUUAAACAUUUUUUUUACCUUAUUUAUCUUUGUCUAUUUAACCAUAUUUCCCUUCCAACAAAAUUGGAUGAUUUUAUGGACAAUCAGCAUAAUUCCAAAUUAAUUUCAAGAUUAAAACAAUUAAUUAUUAAUAAUUAUCAAAUUACAUUGACUUCCUCUAUGAUGAAAUGAGACAUGGACAUGGUUUUUAAUUCAAUAGAGGAUUGGAAGGAAAUAUGGAUAAUGGUAAGAAAGAGUGUGCAUUCUAUAAAUUUGCAGGAAAUUUAAUAUAAGUUGGUGAAUUGUUGGUAUUUAGUUCCUUUAUGAACUAGCAAGUUCAACAAAUGUAUCAUAUAUGGUGGGAUUGGGAGAAAGUACAGCAGAUUAAGGUUAAACUGGAUUAAAUAUUAACUGAUAAUUUUAAUGCAAGUUUCUGUCAUGAUAACUAUAUGACCCAACACGCAGAACUAUGUAAUAUGCAAAGAACAAGGAUAACUAAUACCGGGCCUUAGAAUGGCAAGACAUAACAUAAAAUAAGAAUGGUCAAAAUACUAUCCGAGGUCAGGGACACAGAAAUAGACACAACGAGAAAACAAGCCAAGGAUACCAGAAAUACGGGGAAGUCAAAAUACAAGCCGAAGUCAAAUACCAAAAAGAACAAGAAUAGGAACGCACACUCUGUUAACCAACUAGUGGAAACCACGACAGGGCACUGAUCAAAUGCUAUAUUGAGUUUAAAUAACCCUCCUAAGGCUAUGACUGGUUGUACAUAGCCUUUGACCCCAAAAUGUGCAUGCGCGUCGUUUUCAUGACGUCACACACACGUCAGCGCCAUCUUUGUUGAGGAUGGAGGUGGGACUACAUAGCUGCUUGGGACUGCAGCGGCCAGUGUUCAUUAGAACACCGCAUCGGUCAGGGAUCGCUCCACAAGGGUGCUGAAUGGCAAGCUGAUUUGCCUUAGGUAAGUUUUUAUUAUUUUUAACAGCGUGACCGCAUCGAUCGGAUGCAGCCACGCUGUAUAGAGGCGCGUAGGACGUGACCGUUUCUCGCUUACGCCACAAACAUAGCUUUUUCAUCAAGAUUUACCGAAGAUGAAUAAGCAUAAUAAACAUUUUGCAGUAAAUAUUUUAUUGGCUGUCAAAAUUUGUAUCACCAGAGAUUGUCAUAAAUCAGACCCUCCAGCAUGGCCUGUAAUAGCUAAUCAGAAAUGACAUCAAGCAAACAUGGAACAACAUUUGUAGGUUAUAAACGGGAAAUUAUCAUCUUAUAAAGAAAAAUGGUCACCCUUGGUUCGAGUGCCUAUACCUUUUGGUGUAUAUACACACAAUUUUGGUCAUGUUGUUUUUUAUUUUUAUUUGACGAGGUCUGAAUAUAGACUCUCCUUUUAAAGAUCCUCUUCUCUAUUAAGAAUAAUAUUUAUUUGAGGAUGUAUGAUAGGAUGGGUUAUUUAUUUAUUACUGAUAUUUAUAAAGCGCCAACAGAUUUUGCAGCAUCUUAAUAAUGAUUAGAAAUAAGCAGUAAUAUUUAAACUUGGGGUAGCCUUCUUUGUUAGAUGUUUUGCUUAUUAUAAUAUCUGUGAUCUAGCAACAUUUGUGGAAUACAAUUUAAUUUUUUUGUUAUGCAUAUUUGUAUUUGUCUAUUUGAAAUGUUUUUGGACUGAUUGAAAAUUAUUAAAGUAUCUUUAAACUAAGUCUCACAUGUAAAUUCAAUAUAAGACAAAAAUGUGUACUAGUGUCAUAUCUAUAAGACCACUGCUACCACCUGUAAUAUAAACAUAUCUAGAAAGAUAUCAAAACAUUGGAACCACAUGUAUUUCACAGUUCUUGGGAGAUGUCUACGUUAUAAAACUUAAAGGGACACUAUAGUCACCAGAACAACUACAGCUUAUUGAAUUUGUUCUGGUGAGUAGAAUCAUUACCUUCAGGCUUUUUCCUGUAAACACUGUCUUUUCAGAGACAGUCUUUCAAUCAUGCUGGCUCUGCCCAUGAUCUGCCUCUUUGUCAGUCUCAGCCAAUCCUAUAGGGAAGCAUUGUGAUUGGAUCAGGCAACCACUUCUGAUGAUGUCAGCAGACUGCUUAUUUUUCUGAGUCUAACAGCAAGCAGAGUUACAGCUUCAGGCUUGAAUACAGUAAGAUUUUGCUAUAUUUAUGGAAGCAUGAGGGGCCCAUGGGGGCUGGAUGGUGGUGUUAACACUAUAGGGGCAGGAAUACAUGUUUGUGUUCCUAACCAUAUAGUGAUCCUUUAACUCCAACAUUGUGUAGUGUGUCAGGAUGGUUUCAAUACUUUGUAGUAUGUUAUGUAUAUAUCAUAGGUGGUGGCUGUGGUUCUAACACACUGUACACUAUUAUGUGUUAUUUAUAUCCAUUUACAUGUACCCAUUUAUAAGGUUUUGUGGAUUUUGCUGCAGGUGGUAGGACGGCAAAAGGGAGCAGCCCUUUGGGGAAGUAAACAUAUCUAUGUAUUUGGAGAAUUAGUAAAGUUUUCUGGUUUAAUUUUAUUGUAUAUGAAUGAUUUUUAGGGGUCUGGAUUUCUCAAGGCCUUGGCACCAGAAAUAUAUCCAAGCACGCAAUCGGAUUAAAGCCAACCUGCAUGUUACUCACCCAGGCCUCAGGACUAUACUGGACCUUGGCUUCUUCACAUUCUCCAAGCUGCUAGUAGUUGACUUAUCUGAAUACAGGUGAAUAUAGUUACUAAAUUUCGGUCUGUGCACUAAAAUGCACCAAUUUUGCAUGGUUGUCCUGCAAAUAUAUUGAUUUAAACAAUAUUUUGUUUACAUAUUGGAGUUUAAGUACUCAAUUGGAAAUUGAAUUGCAAUUUCUUGGCUAAAAACUGAUGUUUUUUUUUUUAGAUUUUGUUUUCUAAAUUCACUACAAUUCAGUGUUUAGUUUAUAAACUAUUUUUAAACUAGUCUGUCUCAUUUAUUGUGUUGAGGCAUGUGUGCAUUUUUACAUUGUAAGUGCACAAGUGGUAUAUUAUAGGUAUUCAUAUUGCCCACCACUACCUCACAUCAUACAUUGAACCCAUUUAACUUUUCAUCUGCACAUUUCAAAGCUAUGUUAUGGCUUAAUGUAUUUCUAAUAACAAAUAUACCUUAUUUAAAGACCUUGAUUGUGCAUAUAUAAUAUAGUGGCUUUACUAAUAAUGCUGAUUGUGAUCUUUUGUGUAACCUACUCUUAACACGGUCAAAAUUUCUACCUUCAAAGAUCAAUAAAACGAGUGCCAUAUAUAUGGAAAAUAAUAUAACCAAUAUUACAAGUCAUUAAAUAUCUAUGAAAAGACAUUGGUGUCAUGUACUUUUUGCGUGGCAGAUAAAAUCACUGAGUUACUAAGGGGCUAGUCUCUGUUUAUCUCCCUUUCUGGUCCACACUUUAUACACAUACCACUUUAACCCCUUUUGUACAACGCUGUGGAAUAUGUUUGUUGCUUUACAUCAGAAUCUUAAUAAUUGCCUUCAUUCAUGUUUGUCACAGAUCGAAGGGACCUGUUGAAUGUGAAUCCUUGAAAAACAAUGUUUCGUUAGCUUGUGCAAAAACAGAGGAGAAAUUACUCAAUACGUGGUAUCCAAAAGUGAUCAAUCUUUUCACAAAUAAGGAAGCAUUGUCGUCCAUUAAACCAGACAAAAUUGAUUCUUUCUACACUUGUUUGUCAACGCUCAUGUCAAAUCAGGCAAGUCGCGCUUAUGUCACUCAUAGAGUGCGAUAUAAAGAAAGGCAAAUCAAAACAUAGCUUAGAAACAAAAAAGUGGAAAAGUGGUGCUAAAAAUCCAAUGUGAUGUACACCAUGAGAAAGAUAUAUCAUAUAUACCAGUGCAUCUAAACACACCCAAGUGUAAUGUCACAAGAAACACUUACAUAAAUGAAUGGUACAAAGAAAAAGGUAUAGUAGUCUCUAGUUUUUUUUUUUUUUUUAUCUGGAAAGGGCAAGUGUAAAAAAAAACAUCAUAGGGCAACAUUUAAAAUGAGAUAUAACUUGGAACACUCACAAUAUAGAGAGCCAUAUAAGUCGGCUCUAAACUAUGAUGGCUUAUUCAUACAUCCGAUGUGGAUACUGGAAAAGAUGCAGGUCCCCUAGAAAGUAACACUAUUCCUCUGGAUGGUAAUGCAGGAACCAAGCAUGAAGUAAAUAGUAACUAUUUUAUUUGAAUAAAAUCUAAGCACAAUGCGUUUCGACCAUUUGCAAUUGGUCUUCCUCAGGUAAUGACAGGUAAAUAUGACAAACUUAUAUAUCACAUAAAAUGAAUACAAAUCAAACACACAUGUGAGAUUAAAAAACAUCCCAACCCUUUUAUCCAUGUAAGAAAUUUCAGUUUUUUGUUCGCCCCGUCCAAUGAGGGGGAAGAGGUAACUUCUGUCUAAAGGUAAAUAAAUAAGAUAUAAAUCCUAAACAUACCAGGAUCUUUUUUUCUCUAUACCUCGAAAGCUAGGUAUGUUGAGCAUUGCCACUUUUCAGCAUGUAGUUGAAUACAAAAUGUUAGCUGAAUUAAAAAUGUAUUUAAAGAAAAUAUUUUGUGCACAAAAUGCGGAACUGGAAUUUUUAAAUGUGAUCGAUCCCGUCUUUGCGUCACCCAUAGCCCUCCCACUGUUAAUCCACACUAUUAAUGCAGAAACAACAUUUUUGCAAUAUGCUGGCAUCAAGCAGAUCAGCUUAAUAAACCUAAUUAUUACAGUUAGUAAAUAAAACCAUAUUUGGGAGACUGACAGACCAGGUGUUGAAUUUAACUUGUGAGGAUUUUCAUAUCACCCCUCCUCAGACUUUAUGCAUCUCAAAUUUCAUUUUUCUCCAAAUGCUGUUACAUGAAUACACUUUUAACAUUGUUCUAGCACAUUGAACAAACACAAGACAUUUCCAGGAAAAUGAAUGAAGCAAGUAUUUAACAGUGAAAAUAAAAUUUUAACCGAGAAGUAACAUGUACAUAGAAAAAAUAGUCAGUAGUGCUACAGAUGUUUAUUACGAUAAAAAGAAACCCUCCUUUUUAUUAUCAUCAUUAUUAUUUUGAUUUCCUCCUAUGACUGUAUCGAGCAGUUGAAAGAUCUGUUGCAAAGAAGUAUAGAGGCGUAUGUGAAGUUAUUUGAUGACUCUGACCUGCGUUGGCUGCCAUUGUUCAAAAUGCAACUCACGUUUGAUGAUGAGAAAAUGGAUUUUUAUCCCAGUUUCCAAGAUCUGGAAGAAGCAGUCUUAUUUAUUGUUACCCAGAUAUCAAAUACACUGCAGGUAUCUUGGAAACAUUUAGUCUGUUUAAAUGAUUGUUUAUCUUUCUAUCUUAGUCUUUGUCUGCCUAUUCAUUAUAAUCAUUCUUUUAUUUGCAUAGGGCAAAAAUAAGUAAUUUACCAACAAAACUAAAGUUGACUUUGUAAUGUCUCUAACAAUUACAGACCAUUUGCAAUGUGCAGUAAUAGGCAACUUAAAGGACCACUCUAGGCACCCAGACCACUUCAGCUUAAUGAAGUGGUCUCGGUGCCUGGUCCAGCUAGGGUUAACCCUUCAGCCGAAUGGGCGGAGAGGAGGAGGAUCGGAAGAGGAGAGCUCCCUGCCCUGCGCUGGAAAAAGGUACGUUUUUACCCCUUUCCAGAGCCAGGCGGGAGGGAGACCCCGAGUAUGUUUUCCUGGCACUAUAGUGGUCCUUUAAAUAUAAAAUGUCCCUAUAAAGAAAAACCUAGCUGAUCUGAGCCUCAGCUAACAAGCAAAACACACUUUCCUACUUCAGGUUAAACUAACAAAACACAGGCUUCCAAAUUAUCUGCAAAUCUGGACUUUUUCUUCAGUCUUUGCGGCAACUUUAGCAUCCUGCUUCUGCGACAACAGUCUGUCUCUCUCAGAAAUGCUUACCAGUCGUUCAUUUAUUUAACUGACUAAAUUUGAAUUAGUGUAAUGAAAAUAAAAAGUGGGGGACGGAGUGAGUAUGGGUGUAGGUUUGGACAGAAUGGGCUCAAUAGUUGGCCAUGGUGCAUGGAGUGUCGAGUGUACCAUCUGAUGCAUUGUUGACACAGGGUAAAUAGUAAUAAGUAUAGAGAAUAAUUUUAGAUGAAAGAUCUUUAACAUUUUAUUUUUUAGCAUUAGAUGGUAAUACAUCAAUAAUUCAUACAUAGGCGUUUUAAAUAAAUAUUUGAGCCCUUUACAUACAUCUUCUUGAUACCAUCUUUCAUACCUUUGCAUUGUAAAACUACCAUUUCUAACACAUAAUGGAAGUGGAUGUCUAGUCCACGAUAUGGAGGUAAUGCAAAGGCUGGUUUAGGUUCUUUAUUUGGAAUAUAAAAAUAGAUUUAUUGGAAGUUCACACCUCUGCUAUUUGGGAAUCAAGAAUCCUGCUUUUGCAGGAGAUUCUUCUACCACUUACCACGCUAGCAUUUCUUAGCGAGAGAACAAAGAUUGUUUAAUGGAAUACAUCUGUGUGAAACCUUUACUUCCCUACAACCAUAUCACCUAUCCCCUGCCUUCUUUAUCUUUUCUGUUUCCAUUUCUUCAUUUUUUUCUCCCUCUCUCAUACACUUUCUAACUUGAAACUGUUUGAAUAAGCAGUUUUAAAUAACCCAAAUUAACCAUUUGUGGAUAAUGAACAUAGUGUCCAUUUAAAUUCAUUUCCCAUUCCUCAGAACAUUCAGACUGCCCAGUCUUGGCUUUCUGGUAGCUCAACUAUCCAAAGGAUUGAAGCAAAACUACCAGACCAUGUCAAACAAUGGGCCAUUUCAAAGCUAAAGGAAGCAGUCCAGCACCAUUUGGAAGAGCCCAAGAAGCAUUUUGACACUUAUGGUACGUUGGAGAUUACAUUUUAUAUUUAUAUAUAUAUAUGACCUUGUUAUAGUUUAAAAUGUGGUUUUAAUAGACUAAUGCCUUUCUGCCUCUUGGUUUUUAUUAAUUUACUUUCCUUUUUCGAUUAUCUUUUUUUAAAAUAAUGAUCCUUUGUUGUAUUUCUUCCUAUGGUCCAUGUUUUCUGUAACCCACUUGUGGCGGAACCAACCUCGCCACUAUGCACUGGAGAAGCCUGGUUGCCAGCCUCCUGCCAUGUGACUAUGGCCCCUGGGAUGUAUUGCCCUUUAAAGACAUGAUUUGGGCAUAAUGGAUUUGCGUUGUGCUGCUGCUAAGCCUUUUAAGAACCAUCUGGGGACAUACUGUGGAGUUACUGGGUGGCCACCAUUUCCUGUAUCAGAAGCACAUGGUGAGAACAAUGGAUGGCUGCCAUUUUAACUCACAGACACUGUGUGGACUUUUCAACACGGUGCCAUCUCGCCAGUAUUUGUUGCACAGAGACAUCGUGCGGUGGUUUUGGACUAUACAGCAGGGGACACAUUAUACAGUGAUUGUUUUUAUUUAGCCUGUAUAUGUUCUGCAGAAUCUGCAUUAAACUGUAUUUUCCAAAGUACUGAACGGAUCUGGGUGAAUUUUGGAUAUGUGGUUCACCCAGAUCCCCCAGUUCCAAGGAUAUACUUUUUAUGGGGUUAUUGCAUGUUUUGGGGUCCCUGUGAUGUGUUUUAUGAAACUGUAUUUCUCUGGCUGUGAUAAUUAGAUUACCCAUUGUGUUCAGUAAUCGUAUCACAGCCAAAGGGGAGGAUUUUGUGUGGGAGUGUCUGGGUGUAUUGUAUGGAUUGAUUGGCUGUUUUGUAACGCCCUGUGGGCUGUACUAUGUUUGUGGAUUGGGAAUAAAAGAGACUGUAUGUGACAGUACAGAGAGUUCCUGUUUUAACCCUCAAAGUGAAGUGUCGUCUCAUUAUUGGGGAAGGAUUUAUUGUAUGCUGUUCCAGUUUGACUGCUAGGAGAGUAAACCUAUUCGUAUGGUUCCUAUUCAACUGUCUACAGCAUUCAUAUGCUUGGGAGAAUUUAUUUGUUUCUCCGGUUUGGUGAUUGUGGUGUCUGCCAGAGUGCUUGGAGUCCUCAGGAAGCGCUAGGAGCAUCCUUCAACGGAGGUACCCAGUCGGGGUGCCAGGCGAUCCGUUACAUUGGUGGCAAGCGGUGGGAUGGCGUCCUAGUGCGAGGUAAAGCAGCUCAGAGACACAGUUCGUUUGGAGUUACAAAGUGAGGGCAACGCUAGUAUCCGUACAGCGACCCUAUCUACAAAAGAACUAACUUCAGCAGAGCAAGCAUGGCGUAUGACUACACUCAGGAGGAGUUUGACAGAGAGGUUAAUGAGGUGCUGUCUACCUUUGGACCCAACCCCCCAGAGAGAGCCGUGCAGCUCGCCAGGAAACUAGUAGGAGAAUACCUGCAAUCUCUAGUAGAUUUGGCCAAAAAGGAGUCCCAGGGAGCCAAAGGUGUCGUCUUUCCUCCCCAGCGGCAGUGUGUACCCCAGGGAGCAGAAGGUGUUGUCCUUCCUCCCCAGCGGCAGUGUGAGUCCCAGGGAGCCAAAGUGUGUCCCAGGGAGCUGAAGGUGUCGUCCUUCCUCCCCAGCGGCAGUGUGUACCCCAGGGAGCAGAAGGUGUUGUCCUUCCUCCCCAGCGGCAGUGUGUGUCCCAGGGAGUCCUUCCUCCCCAGCGGCAGUGUGUAUCCCAGGGAGCUGAAGGUGCCGUCCUUCCUCCCCAGCGGCAGUGUGUAUCCCCAGUCCUUCCUCCCCAGCGGCAGUGUGUACCCCAGGGAGCAGAAGGUGUUGUCCUUCCUCCCCAGCGGCAGUGUGUAGUCCCAGGGAGCCGAAGGUGUCGUCCUUCCUCCCCAGCGGCAGUGUGUGUCCCAGGGAGUGAAGGUGCCGUCCUUCCUCCCCAGCGGCAGUGUGUAUUCAGGGAGCUGAAGGUGCGUCCUUCCUCCCAGCGGCAGUGUGUAUCCCAGGGAGCUGAAGGUGCCGUCCUUCCUCCCCAGCGGCAGUGUGUAUCCCAGGGAGCUGAAGGUGCCGUCCUUCCUCCCCAGCGGCAGUGUGUACCCCAGGGAGCUGAAGGUGCCGUCCUUCCUCCCCAGCUGCAGUGUGUACCCCAGGGAGCCGUCCUUCCUCCCCAGCGGCAGUGUGUACCCCAGGGAGCUGAAGGUGCCGUCCUUCCUCCCCAGCGGCAGUGUGUACCCCAGGGAGCUGAAGGUGCCGUCCUUCCUCCCCAGCGGCAGUGUGAGUCCCAGGGAGCCAAAGGUGUCGUCCUUCUUCCCCAGCGGCAGUGUGUACCCCAGGGAGCAGAAGGUGCCGUCCUUCCUCCCCAGCGGCAGUGUGUAUCCCAGGGAGCUGAAGGUGCCGUCCUUCCUCCCCAGCGGCAGUGUGUCCUGCAGGAAGCGGAGACAGUCGGUCUCGCUCCCCAGCAGCAGGACAAUAUAUUAAAAGGGGAGACAGUUGGUCCCCCUCUCCAACAGCAGAGAGUGUUCCAGGGAGAGGAACCAGUUAUCACCUCUCGCCAGCAACAGGACAAAUUAUUGAAAGGGGAGACAGUCGGUCUCCCCCUUCAACAGCAGAGAGAGUGUCAGGGAGAGGAGCUUGUUAUCCCCUCUCCCCAGCGGCUGAAAGUAUGUAUGGGAGAGGAGCUUGUUACCCCCUCUCCCCAGCGGCAGCUUAGCCCACCAAGGGGAGACAGUAAUCUCCACAACAGUGCAGAUGGGACAGUGGUCUCUGCACAUGCACCACCGGGGGUAGGAACAGUCGGUCCUGUCCCCCAGCAGCAGGACUGUUUAGGCAAACAGUCUCCCUCCAGCAACCAGGCUCCAACCAGACUACUCCCGUGGUAGUGCUGGCACCAGGACAGAGUACCGCUGGUCUCUGCCCACUCAGCAACCCACCCAGUACGCUUACCAGUCACCCACACAGCCAUGGUGAGGCACCUGGACACGGACAAAGUUCUCCUCUACCCAGGUGUAGUAGCCAGUUAUUGUGGGUGGGCUGUAUUACUGAUUGUGUUUUGUGGGUGGGCUGCUGGACUAACAAGGGCACUGACCGGCAGGAGGUCAGAUACCCUGUUAGUCUGAUUGGUAAAGGGGAGAAGUGUGGCGGAACCAACCUCGCCACUAUGCACUGGAGAAGCCUGGUUGCCAGCCUCCUGCCAUGUGACUAUGGCCCCUGGGAUGUAUUGCCCUUUAAAGACAUGAUUUGGGCAUAAUGGAUUUGUGUUGUGCUGCUGCUGGCCCUUUUAAGAACCAUCUGGGGACAUACUGUGGAGUUACUGGGUGGCCACCAUUUCCUGUAUCAGAAGCACAUGGUGAGAACAAUGGAUGGCGGCCAUUUUAACUCACAGACACUGUGUGGACUUUUCAACACGGUGCCAUCUCGCCAGUAUUUGUUGCACAGAGACAUCGUGCGGUGGUUUUGGACUAUACAGCAGGGGACACAUUAUACAGUGAUUGUUUUUUAUUUAGCCUGUAUAUGUUCUGCAGAAUCUGCAUAAAACUGUAUUUUCCAAAGUACUGAACGGAUCUGGGUGAAUUUUGGAUAUGGGGUUCACCCAGAUCCCCCAGUUCCAAGGAUAUACUUUUUAUGGGGUUAUUGCAUGUUUUGGGGUCCCUGUGAUGUGUUUUAUGAAAUUGUAAUGUUUCUGGCCAGCAGAUAAUGGAGUUUUGUGUAUUGUAGCAACUCAAUUAUCUAGCCUGGCCCAGAGGAGGAGUUUUGUGUUGCAUAAAUUGUGAGUUCUGUGUGCCAGUAAAUCAGUCUUGUUCCAGCAUUAAGCCUUGGCUCAUGUUUGGGGGAAGGGAUACCUACACUCUGGGGAUUGCUAUAAUCACUUACUCCCCAGAGGAAGCUCUUGCAAUAGCCUGAUUUGUUCCUGUUCCUGCUCUCUGGGGAAAGAGAGGUUCACCCACUGGAAGCUGGAUCCUGGCCUUGGGUCCAGGGUGGGGGGAAACAGCAGAGACCCCGGCGCAGUUGCAUUGCUGGAAGUGGGGUCUGCAGUGCUGAUGGUGUCGGUUGGAGUGCUUGGGGUCCUCAGCGAGCACUAGGAGCAUCGAUUGGCGGAGGUACUCAGUCGGAGUGCCAGCGUUCCGUCACACCACUAGUCACAAUUUCAUUUAUUAUGUGAGACACAAUUCCUGUACAAUCCUAAUGCAUUUUUUAAUAUCACUUUCUUAAUCCAUAAUAAUUAUUUGUUUAUUUUUAUAGUUGAAAGCUUUACCUGGUUGGUGGAUGGUACUGCGUCUCAGCAAGUGGAAACGUUUCUCACCGAAAAGCACAACUUUGAGGAAUACACAGCAGUACGUAUGAACAAUGAUUCAUUAGCAAACAAUUAAACAUAAUGUUUAAAAAAUAAAAAAAUUAAAAAAAAUCAUUUUUAUUUGGCCCCCUUAAAUAAACGGCCAUGUUAUUUUUAUAAACACACAUUUUCUGAUAGUUCUUGUUGCGCUUCUACUUGCGGCAUUGAAAUGGAGAUCUUGCUGACCCUGCCUGUAAAUACCAUGGCAAUUGGCAAGGAAGUAUAGAACUUAACAUAAAAUAUAAUUGUAAGAGAAAAAAGGAUCUUGAUGAGAUUUUUAUUAAAGCCUCAGUAAAGGCACUUUGAUUUGCUAUAUUAUGCCUGGAGCACAUUGAGCAGAUUCUCUGAUUACUAAGAAUGGCCUAUACUGGCAGCAGUUUGUAGAACUUGCUGUUGCUAUGAAACAGGACUGUCGGGACUCUCAGUCACGUACCCAGCAUCACAUAGUUCCCGAUCUCUCGUAUCUAUUUCAUCCAUAUUACACAUGUGGUGUAUGCACAAUAGGUAAGGAUGUUAACCCUCUGGCAUAGAGAGCUGAUCCUCUGCGCUUUCCAGAUAGCAAAACACAACCUGAUUCACUAGACAUUAGGCAUGUGCAUGGGGAAAAUCAGAGUGCUCUGUGUCAUUUUACACAGCGUGGGAAAGUUCUUUGGAAUUUUCCCACGCUGUGUAAUUUGACUAAUAACUCUCUGGUUACUUUCAAUCCACCAAUCAGAGAGUUAUGAGUCAAAUUACACAGCGUGGGAAAAUUCCAAGGAACUUUCCCACGCUGUGUAAAAUGACACAGAGCACUCUGGUGGAUUUCAAGCCAACCAAUCAGAGUGCUGUGACAGGUAAAUGUAGAGACUUACCUUAAGCCCACCAAUCAGAGUGCUCUGAGCCCAAUUGCAGGGUGGGGCAAGGCUUUACAAGCCUUCCCCUGCCCUGCAGAGCUCAGUCUGCGCGGAGCCCUCCAUGAUGGGUGAAGAAUGAUUUUAAAAAAAAUUAAUUUUUAAGUGCGGCGGUUAUUAUGGAUUUUUUAUUUGGCCUUUUUGUGGGCUGAAAAGAGAAGAUUUUAGAAGAAAGAAAACAUCAAAUUUUUUUUUUUACAGGUACUUAGUUAAUGGUCCCCCCCUCAUUAUUUUUAGGGUGAGGGGGGUAGGUAGGGGUUAGUUUUUUUUGAGGAGGGGGGUGACUAGGGGUUUGGGUCCCCUAGUCACCUGGGGGAGGGGGGGUUAAUUUUUUUAUUUAGGACCCCCACCUGCCGCUCAGGGGUGGGGGCCAGGGGGAGGACAUUAGGUCCCCCCGCUUAUUAGUAUUUAGGGCCCCCACCCACCGCUCAGGGUUCGGGGUUCGGGGGGGAAGACAAUAGGUUCCCCCCCUUAUUCUAAUUUAGGGCCCCCACCCACCACUCAGGGUUGGGGGUUGGGGGGGGAGGACAUUAGGUCCCCCCCAAUUGGUAUUUAGGGCCCCCACCCAUUCAGGGGUGGGGGCCAGGGUGGAGGACAUUAGUCCCCCCCCUCUUAUUAUAAUUUAGGGCCCCCACCGCUCAAGAAGGGGGGCCAGGGGGAAAGACAUUAGGCCCCCCCCCUAUUCUGAUUUAGGGCCAGGGGGAGGACAAUAGGUCCCCCCCCCAUUAUUUUACUUUAGGGCCCCCACCCGCCGCUCAGGGUUGGAGGCCGGGGGGGGGGCAAUAUAGCCAUAGGCUGCUCACUGUUUAAUAGACAUGCCCCUACUCGCGGUAUACCGAGUAGGGGCAUAAUUUACUAAUACUAAGUAAUCUUUACUUAGUAUUAGUAAAUUCGGCUGAAAGAGCAAUUUAGGUCUUUCAGCCUUUUAGUAGAUAGCUCUUUAGUAGAUAGAAUUAGGGAGUUAUCUACUUAUUCAUUCCCUUCAUUACAUUUACCGGGCAAUUAACUUACAUUUUGAAUGUUACUUGAUUGUUGUAAGUGUUGCAAAUGCUUACAGCUGAAUAGUGGCUACGUUUGUAUACUUUUUAUUUAACAUUGUAUACAAUGUAACAUUCUUCAUUCUUCCACUGGGUAAGUAUAUUAGUUCUUAGGCAAUACUGUGCUUCGGAAAUUCGGCAAUUCAUCUAUUCGGACAUUCGGGUACUUGCCCGAAAUUCAUGAAACGAAACGAAUUGCACGUCUACUAGACACUGAACUGGGCUGUGUAUUAACCGAUAGCAACCACAGUAUGACUGUUAGUCGUUUAUAAUGCAGCUCCAAUUAUCCUUUGUUGUUAUUGGUACUGCUCCUUGGGGAUAAAUUGUUUAUCUCAUAAUUCCCUGAUGGACAGGUAUUUCGGGGAUAAGAUCUGUCCUCAACGACCACUAUGAUUGGAUUAUCUCAUCCUGCACCGAGAGGCACUUGGAACAGUAAAUCAUUAGUGAUGUCCCGAACGGUUCGCUGGCGAAUAGUUUCUGGCGAACAUCGCAUGUUCGCGUUCGCCGCAGAUGGCGAACAUAUGCGAUGUUCGGUCCGCCCCUAAACACAAAUAGGGGGGGGACCUAAUGUCCUCCCUCCUGGCCCCCGACCCUGUGCGGCGUUUUUUUCACCAGUAUUUUUAAAAUAAAUGUCAUAUUUUACAUAGUGAAUUCCUGUAAAGUAUUGUUUUUUUUUUUUCUUGAAGCUUAUUGAGCAGUUUCAUAGCCUUGCCAAAAGCAUCGCUAGUUUGCCAAGAUGGGCACAUUUUACUAUGAUUGAAUUGGACUGUGAUGAUCUGAAGUCAGGUUUGGCUGAUAAAGCUAAAAGCUAUGCACGGUUUUUACUUGAGGUACUGACAACCAAGCACAGAAAAGAAAAUGAAAGGUAAGUGGAACUUCGGAUUUGCUACUUUUUAAGAGUGCAUAUAUAUAUGUGUGUGUUAUACAAAAAAUGGCAUGCACAUGCAAUUGGAUCUAGAUUACUGUAUAUCAAACUAUAAUUUUCCUCUAGGGGUUUUCUUGCUGAAAUUGAUAGUCUUCUUUUAUUUAAUUAUUUAUAACCAUUGCAUAGAUAAUGUAUUACAUAUAUGAAAACAACCAAGCCAAAUAAUACAAGAUAAACAAAUUGAAAUAUGCCUUUAAAGUUGCUUCUUUUAUGCAAUUUCCAACCCAAUGCAUCAUUAGCAUUGAGAUUUGCCUAAAAACUGAAAUUAGCUUGGUUGGAAUCAAUCUAGUGCAGUGUUUCCCAAACUAGUCCUCAAGACCCAGCAACAGUCCAGGUUUUGUCACUAUCUCAAUUGGAAUAAAACAGGGAAAUACAUAAAUCCUGGAUUGUUGGUGGGCCAUGAGUACUGGAUUGGGAACCACUGUUCUAGUGCAUAGACUUGUUUAUCUAGCAACUGAAAUGGUUAAAGUGUAAAAGGAAAGGACUGAGUAGCAAAUUCCAACGCCCUCUGUGCAUGGUUCUGCUCAGGGCAGUGUUUUUUUGGGGAUUUGUAGUUCACAUAUCAGCUUUCUACUUCUGAAGAAGCUAAAUCCUUCUUCUGGCAUCUUCUAACUGAAGAGUCCCUGCAAGUUACUGUAAUGAAAACGUAUAAAUAAAAUAGCCCUGUUAUUACAUGUCCAAAGAUUCAUUAAGAUCCAUAGUGCUUUUUUUUUUUUUUUUUUAACAAUCCAACUAUAUGGUCUACAUAGUCAUACUAAGCUUGUAGUUCCUUGUCAUUUAAAUGUAAAAUAUUAGCUAAGCUACAUGAGUUGUAUUUGUUCAUGGCCUCAUCAGCUCACCAUUUUAGUGCCUAAAGACGCAAGCAUGCACAUACUACAAUUAAUUUUUGAUGACCCAACAAAUAUUCUGCAUUCUCAUUAGACAAUUCAAAUAAAAACUUAUCUUCCUUUACAGAAUCUGCACGGAGUUUGAGAUGAUUAAAGAACAUGCAUUAAGGGCCCCUGUAACCACAGAGGAUGUGAUUGAAGCCAUAGAUUUUGUUGAGCAAGUUAAGACCAAAGGUCUUGUGGCACUAAAAGCUCAGAUUGCUGUAAGUUAGCUGAACUCGUAUUUAUGCUGUCUACGAAAUGAUAAUGAAAUAUAAACACAUCUGUGCUAUUCCUACUGUGUUAUGUUGAUUAUAGGUAAUAAAGCUUGUGUAUGUGAGAAUGUCGGUGUUACACUGACUGGCUGGAAUAAAAGUGUCUGGCUAAUUUCACAGUUUAAUGACAGGUAUACCAGGAUUCAAGAUUGAACACAAUGGAGGGAUUAGAAUAUAGGAAGAGGAAUGGGAAAAGUAUUGCUUGUCAGAGAAAUAAGAGAGUGAUGAGAGGCAGAGAUGUGGGAUUCAGUGAUGCUGGUAGGUAAUGGAGCAGAUUGAGGGCAAGAUCCAGAUCUAUAUUAAUGAAUCUAUUUAACUCUAUGCAUGUCCCAUUCCUAUACCAGAGAUGGCUAGCAGACAGGUGAGGAAGAUGUGAUUUGAGGGGGAGAAGGGGACCUGUUGGAGUCAUCUUUUUUGAUUCCUUUUGUUUGGGUACAACAUUUCCCAUGACACUUAUACUAUGUUUACUUCAUAAACACCUGCAGUGUUGAAUUUAGCAACCCUUCAUCUUAAAGUUCCACUUCUACCGCUCUCACUUUAUGAGUAUUUCAUAGAGAUUAAACCUUUAUGAAAUACUAAUGUUGACUGUGUUGGAAUUUAAUUAAAAUUCUAGUGCUAACAAAAGCUGUCAUAAGACAAGUCAGGAUUACUCUGUCUUAAAGGACCACUCUAGGCACCCAGACCACUUCAGCUUAAUGAAGUGGUCUGGGUGCCAGGUCCAGCUAGGGUUAACCCUUUUUUUAAUAAACAUAGCCGUUUCAGAGAAACUGCUAUGUUUAUGAAUGGGUUAAGCCUUUCCCCUAUUUCCUCUAGUGGCUGUCUCGUUGACAGCCGCUAGAGGCGCUUGCGUGCUUCUCACUAUGCGACCGGCUUGCCGCGCGUGCGCAUUCAGCCCAGGAGGAGGAACGGAGGAGGAGAGAUGGAGGAGAGAAGGAGGAGAGCUCUCCGCCCAGAGCUGGAAAAGGUAAGUUUUAACCCCUUUCCCCCUUCCAGAGCCGAGCGGGAGGGGGAUCCUGAGGGUGGGGGCACCCUCAGGGCACUAUAGUGCCAGGAAAACAAGUAUGUUUUCCUGGCACUAUAGUGGUCCUUUAAUGGCAAAGUUCAGAUUGGCAAAAGUUGAUGAAAGACAGAAUGUCUGCUGUCAACUUCUGUCAAUUUCCGUAUCAUCAGCGAGAGUACACCAGUGAAGUAGACUCCUGAUGAUUGAAGUCCAGGAGCUGACAAAGGGAUAGAUUCAGAUAAGUUCAGACCCUUAAGGUUCAACCUCAGGCCACUGCACACAAAGCAGGGAUGUCACCUUAGGGGAUAUUUGCAAAAUAUGACAGAGACACAUAAAGUAUACAUAGUUACAUAGCUGAAAAGAGACUUGCGUCCAUCAAGUUCAGCCUUCCUCACAAAUGUUGUUGCUGUUGAUCCAAAAGAAGGCAAAAAACCUGGUCUGAAGCGCUUCCAAUUUUGCCACAAACUAGGAAAAAAUUCCUUCUUGACCCCAAAAUAGCAGUCAGAUGUCUCCUUGGAUCAAGCAGCUACUACCCCACUAAUUAGAAAUGAUAUCCCUGUAUGUUAUGUUUUUUGGAAGUAUUUAUCUUGUUGCUUUUUAAACAUCUGUAUGCACUCUGAUAAAUCCACCUCUUCAGGCAGAGAAUUCCAUAUCCUUAUAGUUCUUACUGUAAAAAAAACUUUUCUUUGCCUUAGAUGAAAUCUCCUUUCUUCCAGCCUAAAUGUGUGACCUCGUGUCCUAUGUAUAGCCCUGUUUAUGAAUAGAUUUCCAGAUAAUGGUUGGUAUUGGUCCCAGAUAUAUUUGUAUAAUGUUAUCAUAUCCCCUCUUAGGUGCCGAAACUAAAGAGAUUAAAAAUGUUUAACCUUUCUUCGUUACUAUAAUGCUCCAUUCCUUUUAUCAAUUUUGUAGCUCGUCUCUGUUUAAUGUGCUUCUUAUUCUGAGUCUCUCGUUUUGUAGAUUGGGCAUAACUUAUUUUCCUUUUACAGGAGAGCAAGCAGAGAAUGGAUUAUCUUUUAGAUGUUUUUAUGUUUACCUCUGAAGACUUAGCCCUGAAUGCAACUGUACUAUUGUGGCCUAAGAAAUUAAAUCCUGUCUUUGACGAAAAUGACGAGGUAAAACACUUUUUUAUGGCUCUUUUAUCUUUCCUUGUAUUCUCUUUUUCUUCAUUAGAGGUGCUUCUUUUUUAUUUUCUGGCUUGUUAUAUUUUGAGAAUUUGAGAGUAACUCUUUAUUGCUCUAUGUUUAUAUACCAUGGUUCAAUAUCUGGUACAUUAUACUGUUUCAGUUAUUUAUUUAUUUAUUUUUUUAAAAAAGGACAAAAAAUAGCUAAAUAAUGCAAUACUUAUAAUAUAUCACUAAUACAACACUAUUAAAUAAUGUUCACUUAUUUGAUGCAGGACUUGCAUAAUAAAAUGACUCUUCUGUUUGUUCAUAGCUGAUUGAAAAAGCCAAGCGUAAAGGAGAGAGUUUGUUAACAGGGAAAAGGGAGAAAUUAAUGCUGGAAUUGGAGAAACUUUCACGUCGGAUGGAAGAAUUUGGUGAAUGUUCUGAACUGAAUAUGGUCCAUCAGGUAAUUGCAUAA